Messenger RNA from Acaulospora morrowiae, 3039 nucleotides. The record is from the annotation of a GenBank genome assembly. Lineage: Eukaryota; Fungi; Glomeromycota; Glomeromycetes; Diversisporales; Acaulosporaceae.
AUGGAUCAAACUGUAUAUGAAACACUCACAAGCGUUCUUUCAUUGGAUUCUAAUACACGGAUGUCGGCUGAACUACGACUGAAAGAGCUUGAAAAGAUGCCCGGCAUCAAUUUAAAAAAUUAUACAAUUUCUCAUUGGUCCUCCGCUAGUGAGAAAUUCUCGGGAUCAGAAUUAAACGAGGAGGCAAAAGUUACUAUACGCGAAAUUGCAUUCAAUGGGUUGUCAGAUCCUUCAAGUAAAAUCCGUGUUACGGCGGCAUAUAUUGUUUCAAAGAUUGCACACUACGAUUGGCCUGAAGGUUGGCCUAACCUCUUAGACCUAUUAAUAUCACUUUUAAAAUCUGGUUCGCCGGACCCAAUUCAUGGAGCAAUUAGGGUCAUGUCUGAGUUUGUCAAAUAUGAUAUUACAGAACAACAAUUUGUUCAGGUUGCACCAUUGUUAUUGCCGGAACUUUCGAGAAUUUUACAAUGUGAAAAAAUUUACUCUUAUCGGACACGUGGGCGGGCAAUUGCCAUAUUUCGACAAUGCAUCGAAAUAUUGUAUAUGAUUAAAGAAGAACACUCUGAAGCUACUGAAUCAUUUUUAACAACACCAAUUAUUCCGGAAUGGUUGCAAAUAUUUGUAAAUAUUUUGAAACAACGGACUACAGACAACGAAGAACGGGAGUAUGAAGAAUACGGACUGAAGUUAGAGAUUGUUAAGUGUCUCAACAACAUUAUUAAAUGGUUUCCAAAAAUAUUAUCUUCAUCGUUAAUUUCACUGUUAGAACCUAUAUGGACAGAUCUUGUUCGUCAACGUGAAAGAUAUCCUAAUAAUGAUUACUGUUUUUUUGUUCAUCCGUCUGGUGAUGCUGUCAGUACUUAUCAAGAUUCUGAUGGAGAGGUUUUUGGUUUUGAAAAUUUACUUUUUGCGCAAUUCGAAUUUGUGGGUCUUUCUGUUCGAAAGAAAGCAGCCAAACCCCUCUUUAUUCAGAAUAAUGGGGAGGGUACAUUCAUAAAACAAAUUAUCUGGAUCAUCCUUUCAUAUAUGCAAAUGACCGAAGAACAGGUUGAAUUAUGGUUAUCGGAUGCAAAUCAAUUCGCUGCCGAUGAUGAUGAUGAAACUUUCAAUUUUAGUGUCAGAGUGGCAUCAGGAGAUCUUUUAACCGUUCUAAUUGACCAAUUUCCUGAGCAAACGUUGCAAGCUUUAGCAGAUUCAACGUUACAUUUCAUAGAAGAAUCCAAUAAGGCACGAUCUUCAGGAGACCAAAUUUGGUGGAAAAUUCAAGAGGCAUGCCUAAAGGCCAUUGGAUUUGUCUCCAGCGAGCUCACUGCCGCACUACAAGAUUCUAAUUCUAAAGUUAAUUUUGAUCUCUCGGGGUUAUUCGAACACGUUGUUUUUGGCCAUUUGGCUGCUACAGAUCUACCUUUCCUUCAGGGGCGUGCUUUGGUGGUCUUUAGCCAAUAUGCUUCCUUAUUACCUAGUGAACUAAUAUCUCGUUAUGUUUCUGCAACAGUUGAUGCAAUUCAACGUGACGGAACCAUACCUGUCAAAAUAUCAGCUUUACGUGCUUUACAAAAUUUCUGUCGACACUUGGAUAAUCAAUAUGUGUCACCCUUUCAAUCCAAUAUUAUUGAAGGUGUUGCAAACCUUCUAAAUGUUACAUCUGGAGACUCACUCAUAUUAGUAUUGGAAACACUCCAUGAAGCCAUUAAAAUAAGUAAUGAAGUAACUGCGCGCUAUGAACACCUCAUAGGUCCACUCAUUAUUGACGUCUGGACUAAGUAUCCUACUGAUCAUACCAUUGCACCUAUUGUCACCGAUCUUUUUGAAACAUUGGCAAGUAAUCUGGACGCUUACGCUGCAUUUCAGGCCAGAACUUUGCCUCCUUUAGCAAAUAUGUUGUUAAGUAAUACGGAUCCCGCGGUGACAGCGUCUGUGAUAGAUUUGAUUUCAAGUCUUGUUAAGGGUGGGCCUUCGCCAUUGCCCUCUCAAUAUGUCGAACAUGUGUUUCCCUCGCUGAUGCACUUGAUGUUAACCACCGAAGAUAGGGAAAUUUUGCAGAAUGGCGAGAUUUGCUUAAAGUUUUUAGUUCAAAAAGAUUGUGAUCGAAUUGCACAAUGGACAAAUGAAACAGGUACAUCAGGUUUAGAUCAUGUAAUCCAAUUUAUUGCGAAGGCGCUUCAACCAAACGAAGGCGAAUCUGCUACUUUCCUUGGUGACCUUGUUAUCAAACUCAUUAAAAAGGCAGGUGACAAACUUCUUCCAGUUCUUCCGGAUUUACUUAAAGCUGUUGCAACUAAACUGGAAGGCGCACGGACUGCUACUUUCAUACAGUCAUUGGUUUUGAUAUUCGCGCACGUGCUCAUUAAUCAACAAUCGACGGUGAUCGACUUUUUGGCCAAUCUGAACAUUAAUGGUCGAAAUGGCGUUGAAGUCUUGCUUAACACUUGGUUCGAAAAUCACGAUAGUUUUCACGGUUAUUAUAGUAUAAGAGUAAGUGCUAUCGCGCUCUCUAAACUCUUUCUAUUAUGCGAUCCGCGGAUAGAAAACCUUCAAGUAAAAGGAGAUUUGAUCGUAACACGAUCUUCGAGAAUAAUGACGCGCUCAAGAUCUCGUCAAAGUCCAAAUCAGUAUACUUAUGUCUCUGCGAAUACUAAGAUUAUUAAAUUACUCCUGUCGGAUCUUCAAAACUCACCGGAUGGUGAUAACCCAAGGCGUUCAGAAUUAGAUGAACUUCUUGAAGAAGAAGAGGCUAUUGAAACCGAAGAUGAGGAUGAUGAAUGGGAAGAUGUCGAAGAACCAUCACCAUUUGCGCCCUCGGAGGAUUACAUUAUCCUUUCUGAAUACGCAAACAAACAGCGAGACUUGGAAGUUCUAGAGGAUGAAUCGGACGUAACGGAUGACCCUAUUUACAACACUAACCUCAAGGAAUAUGUGAUGGAAUUCUUUCGACAUUGUGCAGCCCAAAACAUUAAUAAUUUUGCACAGAUUUGUUCCAAUCUCAAUCAAGAAGAACAACAUAAAUUGCAAUAUAUAAUUAACGGUAGACAAAUAUGA